Messenger RNA from Rotaria sp. Silwood2, 789 nucleotides. Lineage: Eukaryota; Metazoa; Rotifera; Eurotatoria; Philodinida; Philodinidae. The record is from the annotation of a GenBank genome assembly.
AUGUAUUCCACAGGUUCAAAUGAUACGAAUAAGGACGAGUUUAUUGAUAAUCUAUUGAAUACAUUUCGAACACCGUUUUGGCUCGAUGAACAUCGCUGGUUUGUUCGAUGUCAAUGGAAUUCUUCGUCCGAUAACAUCGUUCUUUAUAGUUUACCGUAUAGUUCCGAGGAUUAUUUUUUUCAACAGCAAGUGCAUCAUUUCAAAUUCACGUGUCCGAAUGAUGAGGAAUAUCUUUCGUAUAAUUGUGUGCGUCAAAUUCGGUCCAAAAUCACAUCGGAUUACCGUCCAUCACUUCUUAUUCACUUUUCCAACCUUGAAUCACUAGAAAUACACAUGCCUGCCAGUGAAAAUCUCUGUUCUAUCGUAACCAAAAUGAAUCAUUUAAGAUCUCUACAUGUGUCAUUGGGUGACGAUAGUACUACGUUAUCUGAUCUACAAGCUUUGUUCGAUCGAACACCGCAUCUGUAUUCGUUGGGUAUUGACGGUUGUGAAGUUUCGCAAUUGAUAGAUUUGAAUUUCAUUUGUCCAUCAAUUCGUCGUCUUAUUCUAACAUCACAUUCAGAUGAACAUGAUGAAUAUCUCAAUGAUACACAAUUAACAAUAUUGGCUAAUUCAUUACUGGGUCGUCAAUGUGAAAUUUUAUCUGUUGAUGUGGAAAAUCUAAUGAAUAUUAUCUAUCUUGUCAAAAAUAUGGUUUAUCUUCGUGCAUUGACUUGUCGAUGUCACAGAGCCAAGGGAGAGAAUUCCCGUUCAUCAUCAUUAUCGGUCAAGGAUGAAUUUAUCACGUGA